Neohortaea acidophila is the source of this 4638-nucleotide messenger RNA. RefSeq lists its product as uncharacterized. Bases 1 to 4638 code for a protein of 1545 amino acids. Lineage: Eukaryota; Fungi; Ascomycota; Dothideomycetes; Mycosphaerellales; Teratosphaeriaceae. The record is from RefSeq and is a predicted model, not a curated record. The transcript is spliced from 6 exons.
AUGCCCUCGCCAAAGGAUGCGCGCAAUCACUCGGCCAAGAAGACCCCGGAUCGCUACGAUGCAGAUCUCGAACACGUCUUGGCUCGGAGCAGGUCGCAAGACUUCAGGUCGAAGAUUGAUAGCUGGAUGCAAGAGGAGCCGUCGCCGCUCGUCGAGCCCCGACUCACUCCUUCCGCCGAUCCAGAGACUACACUCCCAGCGCAACGGACGGUGACCCCCAGAAGCAGAGUUAUAAGCGAUGACCAUUGGCGUCAAGAACGCUCCGCCCGGAAGGCAGAGGCAACAGUUGAGAAAGAGGAAGUGAAGGAAGACCCUACACCCAAGCCAAAGGUGGUGCGCAGAAGUGUCGCCACUCCCCGAUCGCGUUCUACAUCUCCGGAAGCUGAAGGUGGAAGACGAGCGACGCCGGAUUAUGAGUCCAGCGGUGUGAAAGUCUACAUCAGGCGACGGCGAAAGUCGAAGCCAUCGAAUGAUAUGGAUCGGGAUUGCAAAGCUUUCAACACCUCCGAGAGCAGCUUGACUGCCCCUUCUUCUGCUGGCAGAAUUGAUUCGGCAACCGAUCUCAGCAUCCCAGAUGCAACACCGACGAGGCCACCUAAACUUCGCUCCACCACUGAACCCCGAAUGCGACCUCUGAAGCUAUUCCCGACCAUCGACACGACCCCUCCGGGAAAUGUCGACAGUAAGCUGCGCGAAGCAGGCAUAUCGGCGGAACGCGUACGUCAACGAAGGCCUCUCGAGGAAGAAGAUCGACGUCGCAUCUAUCAGCGAGCGACUUCGACCGGAACUGCGACGGACUCCUUCAAAAUACCGGCCACCAAGGCCUCGGAGCCCCCUUCAAAGGUCUACGGUAGCCGUAUCGAAGGCUGGCUAGCUAGCAUGCCCGAUGACCCCUUCACCGAGCCUUCCGAUGCGUCGCUAGCGCCCGCAGCCCUCAAAGUACCGCAAACUAGGCCUAGGCGUGUCGAUAACGCUGAGAGGGAUGCUGAUCGGCAGCGAAGGGGUGGAGAUGUUCACCGUAGGCGCUCUCGAUCUAUUGGUGCCGAGAGUGACCUGCGCGAGCUUCGAAAGCCUGCUUCGGACAGUCGUAUCUCCGUGGACGACUGGCUGGAUCAGUCUCCAGCAUCUCUUAAGCGGACCUACCCUCACAAACCGUCACGAUCAUUCUCCAAUGAUUCUCAGAACGCUCCAGGUCGGCCACAUCAGAGCAAUCGUCAUGUUUCUGACAUGACGGCGCAACGUACCGCCAGGCAUCGCAUAUACGGCGAGUUGUCUGAUCGACCGAUUCCUAGUACCGGCAACCGACUUUCUACCAUUGCUUCGGUGUCCUCUUUGCGCGAGCAACGCUUCAACAUCCCGGAAGACAGCGUUUUGUCCAGAGCUAGCGACGGCGAUGAGCCGACGAGACGCAACACGGUCAGGAGAAGCCGCUCGGUGAAGCACGAUGACCUGAUUUCAGUCCUCUCGCUACCAAAGGAUGAAGGCCCCAUUAUGAAUCGCGGCCGGACCGUACGGCAAAGAGGACUUCGUCCCGACAACGUCACAGUACAAGCGUUGAUGAACGAAGUCUCGUCUGACGAACUCAAGUACCAGCGGGAAUUGCGCACGCUUGUCGACGGCGUUGUCCCCGUGUUACUUCAAUAUGUCCUAUCGCAAAACGGCAAGUCGAAGAGUCCGAUGGCGCGCCCUGGCUUUGACAAGGGUGACGCCAGCCUCACGCAGCCGAUUAUCGACAUGGGAGUGGUCUUGGAACGACUAAAGUCCACACAUCGCGCCAUCCCAAUGCACGACCCGGAAGACCUCCUACGUUGGGCGCAGGUCGCUUGCAAGGUCUAUUCCGACUAUCUUCGAGUGUGGCGAUUAGGCUUUAACGAUAUCGUGGUAAAUCUGGCUCCCGCUGACCAACAUCAACGCCCUGAAGCCUCGCACACACGCGAUGAUGCAGCGCCAAGGAACGCACGAAAUGAAAUGCUCGAUGGUGAGAGUGGCGAGCGUGUCGACGUGGCUUACCUCCUCAAACGGCCACUUGUUCGCAUGAAGACGUUCAGCAAAAUCUUCAAAGGCAUUGGGCAGAUUCAACCAUCGGCCAUGGCCGAAGAUGUAGCGAGUGCUUUUGAAGACUUGUUAGGCCGUGCAAAGCAGCGUGCACACGACGAGCACGCGAGGUUGGAAGAUGAGGCCGCCGCCGCCAUCGACCCCUACCGGGCGAGAAACCCUUGCAACCUUGCCCCUCUGGUCGGCGUCGAGAUCCUCCCCACCAGAUGCGUGCGAGCACGAGACUUUUUCGAUCUGGAGUUCUUCCACUCCUCCGGGCAGCAACUCGACUGCAAGAUCGAAGUCAUCUUCCGCGACGAGGCCCGCAGCCUAGGCGACGCUGGCGAUGUUCUGUUUUGCGAAAUCUCUCCUGCCGGUCGAUGGCUGCUCUUCCCGCCCAUCUCUACCAGCAAUGUCUCCGCUCGCAAGGGCGACAAGGAUGGCGAGAUGAUUGUCAUGAUCCGCGGCCUGACUUUUGAUGGUGCGGAUUGGUCGGAGAUGAUGUCGCUGCGGUCGGAUGAUACUCAGAGUGCCGAGUGGAUUGACAUGAUGGGCUCGAAUCCCAUGCCUCCACGCCUCAAUCGUCGUUCAAGCUUCAACGUCGGGAAGUCGGCGCGAGUACAGUUUGCAUCCUUGGCGCCGUCGGAGGCCUCUGACGUGCCUAUUGGCGAGCAACCCACGCCUUCUGCGUCCAGAUGGGAACCACAAGAGCCCACGCUGCAAGAGCGUACGACAGAGGACCGAAACGAUGCGAACACCAGACCCGUGCACGCCAGAUCCAAAUCCGAAUGGCUGCCCAGCGCCGUCCCAGCUUCACAGAAUACAGAAAAGGACUAUGAGGUGGAAACCGCUACGCCUCCGCGCCGUCCGACGCUGCGGAAACGCACUUCUUCCGUCCCGACGAUGCAGAUGCCGACCAUUAGCAAACUCCGCAGAGCUAUUGGGCUUGGUCCUUCUACCAGAAAUGUGUCACCUUCGCCUGAUGAGCUGGGUCGUGUUGAGAUUGUGAAGGAGCCGACGUCUGCUCCUGCCAAGUUGCAGAAGCGGCCUUCUACGCAAGCUAGAUCGUGGUCCAGAGACCAAACCCCCCGCCCACUAGAAAUUCCGCAGCCGCCUCCAGGGCGCAGCACCGCACUCAACUCCAUUCCCACCUUCACCCCGACAUUCAUGCAGAAACCUCGUCGCUCCUCCUCGCCGUUGAAGCAUGAGUACGAGCCUUCGACCGCCACCGAGUCCUCGGAAAGCGAGUUGUCUGAUGGCGACGAGGACGAGUCGGUGACUUCGGAGUCUAGUGCUGAGGAUGAGGCUGUUUCGACGUUGGGCGAGUUGCAGGAUUUCAGCAAGUAUGCUCAGGCGCAGGCUCAGGCUCAGGCUCAGGCUCAGAUCCAAACUCGCCCAGCACCGGAAUCAGUCUACUCGCCAGAUGCGGAUACUCUCGGUCCUUCCGAGUCUGCUUCUCAGGCGCCCUACCGAAGUGUGCCCGCGGCCAACACGAAUGCACCUGCCAAGUCGGUUGCUUGUAUCUUCGCUUGGUCCGAGUCUGGCGCAUGGGAAAACCUGCAUCCCGGAGAGUGCCAGAUUGUCGUGACUCCUGGCCUCAUCGAAGCGUUUGCUUUGGGGCCCGCAAGCGGUGUCAAGGCUCUCAUCGCCUUGGAGUUGACUCCCUGGGUGCCUCUCCGUCGCGGUACGGCGGUGGAUAUCUCCAUUAGGUCGCCACCCACGCCGGCAUCGAUUCUGCAGAAAGGGAACCACAUCAUGUUCCGAUCGCGCAGCCCGGAAGAGUGCGAGAGGCUGUACAACGCCAUCAAUCGCGCACGUAUCGACAAUCCCACGUGGAUUGCGCUGCAGAAUGCACGCGGCCCGGAGCAAACGAGCAACUGGUCGGAGGUGAUGGAACGCCGAAACAGUCGAUCGGCCAGCAACAGCUCCGCAUGGUUCAAAGCGCUGUCUCGCAAAGGCAGCACUUACCGUUCCAAAGGAACGAGAUCCGCAUCGAUCGCCGGCAGUCAGUCGUCAGUGGGAACAACAAACACCACCUUCUCCGCUCUCCGACAGUUCGGAGGCGGCAGCAAAAUCUUCAACAUCGCCAAGAGCACCAUCAUGUCGAAGCAGAGCACGCGCAGCUCCUACAGUGAUUCACUCUCCUCUGGCGCCGCCACGCCGCUCCCUAUUGACCCCAGUAUGGGUACGCCGAUGGGCAUCACCAAUGCCAAGAUCCGGCUGUACAUUCGCGAGUCGACGGCCAAGUGGAGAGAUAUGGGCAACGCACGGCUGACGAUCAUGCUUCCGCCUCGUCGCGCCGCGUCGUCUUCUGUCCCUGCUGAUCCCCGCAUCACCGGGCUGGAGAAGCGUGUGUUGGUCGUCGGGAAGAAGGGAGAUGCAGUGCUGGAUGUCACGCUGGGUGAGAGCUGUUUUGAGCGCGUUGCGAGAACGGGGAUCGCAGUCAGUGUGUGGGAGGAGGGCGUGGGGUCCAAUGGCCAAAUUGGUCAUGCGGCUGCCACGGGAGGUGUGUCGAGCUCGAAGUCGACUGUCUAUAUGAUCCAGAUGAAGUCGGAACGAGACGCGGCGUACACCUUCAGCAUGGUGGGCAAGCUACGAUAUUGA